Messenger RNA from Camelus dromedarius (Arabian camel), 2266 nucleotides. It is a transcript of the gene PP2D1, whose product is annotated as protein phosphatase 2C like domain containing 1. Gene Ontology annotation, molecular function: protein serine/threonine phosphatase activity. The transcript has 3 exons. Lineage: Eukaryota; Metazoa; Chordata; Mammalia; Artiodactyla; Camelidae. The coding region runs from base 327 to 2183 and encodes 618 amino acids. The record is from RefSeq and is a predicted model, not a curated record. Gene Ontology annotation, biological process: protein dephosphorylation.
AUACAGUAUAUUUAAUAAAUGAUCCUUCUUUCAGAACUUUCAAAGUCAAGUUUGUUACUUUGUACAAUUUGUGACCUUAUUGCCUCACAGUCUUUCAGAAUCAUAGUGAGUUCUGGCUGAGGUUCCAGGUGAGGUAGUAAACAUUCCACACAGAGGGGUCUACCGCCAAGUCAGUGGGGCCGUACCACCACCAGCACCACCAGCACCACCAGCACCACCACCUCCACCACCUCCACUGCUGCCACUACCAGUGCUGCCCAGGUUGGAGGAACAGAGACUGGAGAGAGGUGGUAGAGAGCAAAGGAAGGUAGCAAUUCCAAAGGAAUAUGGACAUUAAUAAUGCUUUCAGAAUGUUUUGGAAACCUAGGCAACUGACUAUGAGAAAACCGACAAGUGAUUCAGAUGAGGAAGUCCCGCUUUCAUGGAGGAGAAAGUAUUUUAGGAAGAAGAGGAGACCCUCAAAAGACUCUGAAAACCACAAGGACCAGGACAAUACGCAGACAGUCACAUUCCCCUGUUCCAUAUGCAACCAUGAAAUUGACCUGCCUAGAAUUUUCUUCCAUAAAAAGCAGCACGUGGCCCUGGCCAUGCUGGGCUUUCAGUGGAUGGGCGGAAAGAAGCCGGGGCUCUCAGUGAUUGCCACUCAGAGACAGUCCAUCAUCGCUAAGCUGUUGUCAUCUUCUGCAUUCACUGAAAAGACCUUACAAAGCAUUAAUAGUGCUUUCGAGCUACUCCGGAAGAAGCAGAUACCAUCAUACUAUAAGAUAAUUGACAACAUUCCCAAGAGUUCCACAUACUCUCAGAAAAUCUGCCACCUAUUAAUUAAAGGAGUAGCCAUCUGUGAAGACAGGAAUUCUAUGUGGAGGGUUGACAUGAACGAUAAAUUCACGAUAGUGAAUAAUUUUGGCAACAAGCCCAACGUGUGUUUUUUUGGUUUGUUUGAUGGCCAUCACGGGGCCUCAGCAGCAGACCUGACAUCCGUGGAAUUCCCAGUUUUACUUCUCCAUCAGCUCUCCACACUUGAUCCUUCCUACCAAAUGACCUCUGACGAGCAAAGCAUAAUCGAUUCCUUUCACACAGUGUUCAGGGAAGACUACACGGCUGUAGAAGACCUCUUCUCCAGAAAGAGAAAGACAAGAGAGUUGAAAGGGGAGUAUGAGAAGAUACACAAAGCCUUUGCAAAAGUGUUUUGGAGGAUGGACAGGCUUUUACGUCUCGGGAGGAAAGAAGCCUCCAGGGUUCGAUGGAGUGGCUGUUCUGCGGUGACUUGUCUGUUGGAAGGCAACGUUAAAAAUCCCUAUGCUGAGAGGAGUUGGAGAAGGAUGGGCGGCCAUGAUGGUUUGGCAGACAGGUUCCCUUCCCAGGAGAUGCCACAAGUCAUUUCCGGAGUACUACACAUUGCAAACACGGGUAACGUGCAAGCAGUCUUAUGCAGAAAUGGAAAAGGCUUUUGCCUAACCAAAGAACACACCAUGCAAAACAUAAAUGAAAGAAGAAGAGUACUUCAGAACGGAGCAGUAAGUAGCUCAAAUGAACCGUAUGGGCUUGUAGAAGAGCAAAUAAAAACCACACGAGGACUUGGGUUUCAUGGAAAUCCCAAACUGAAAAAAUUCAUUAUCCCAGCACCUCAAACUAUUUCUGUCCCUAUCGAUGACUUAUGUCAAUUCCUUAUCUUAGCUACCAAUGGGCUCUGGGAAGUUCUGGAUAUAAAGGAAGCCACUGCACUGACAGUGACAGCAUUUCACGUGUAUACAGAAACACGUUCUACCACAGGAAACAAACUGUCAACAUCCACGGGGCCCCUGCUUUCCCCAAUCAACGAACAAAACGCAUCUAAAUCAGAAACCAAUAUCCACAUAGUAUUUCAGAGCAAAUCUGAAUUUGAAGAAUGUGUGUCAACUACAAAUUCAAAAGAAAGGUCGGACUCAAAAGAUUCUGAACAUUUCACUUGUAACCCUGGUCCCUGCAGUGAGAAAGAAACUGAUGAACCAACCAGCAUGGACAGUGUGCCAAAAGAUGCAAGUGACAAAGAAAAAAAAUCUUACCGUAAGAGUUUCUACGAAGGAGCUGCUGAGUACAUUAGCCGUGAACUUGUGAACGCUGCUUUAGCGGCUGGCUCCAGAGACAACAUUACAGUUAUGGUAAUACUGCUCAGCGGAAGUGAGUAUCAGUUUCAAAUGUAAAAGUUAAAGUUUAGAUUAUCCAGAGAACAGAAACAUGAAGACAGUUCUUCAAUGAACCAGAUACUAAGACAAUACAUCAAUAU